AUAGAGGCGCUCCGCUAUGGUUAUAGUAUGGCGUUGUCGAGUACCAGUGAUUCUAAUGUGCCAGCCCUACGCACUCUACUGAGCCUUGUGAGAGAUGACACAUCAAUGCGAAUGCCGUUAAAACUCGCGCUGCGCCGCCUACCGAUGAACGCACCGCAGUCCUUCUAAGACUUCACUUCGAGAACUCGAGUCCUUUAUGGACGGUGGGUGAACUCGCAUAUCUGGUCGUCGUACCACCCUGGACCCAUUCUUGCGAUGCUACACCCCCAGGAACCGCAGGUGUUUAAAAACGGGCAUCUUACCCCUCCCACGAAAUGGGUGAUAGCAAUACAAAGCAUCCUCGUCGCUCUGGCGACCUGCUUUGUCUGUUGGCGAAUGUAUGCGAGAAUCAGUCUGAAAAAGCGCAUCGCUGCAGAUGACAUUUUCAUAGUCCUUGGUCUGGGUUUGGCCAUUGGACGAGCUGUGGCAGCAUCGUUGAGCUCCCAGAUUGGAUGGGCGUCGCGGAUGGGACCCCAAGAGCAGUACCAGGUGGCCUUCUAUCAGCGGUACUUCGAACGGCGAUUGUGGUACGCUCUCAGCGCAAUGUUCACCCGCUUGGGAGUCCUCACAUAUUAUCUUCGGUUAUUUCCCACUGCCCUGCGAGGCCUUCGUAUAGGAUCAUGGGUGCUCAUUAUUGGGACUUUCAUGCAGUGUCUCCAACUUGUCUUGACACUAGCGAUACUGUGCAGUGAUAUUGACGACUUAUAUCGAGGCGCUCUGAACGAAUACCACAAUCCUCGUUGUAGCAAUGCGCGAGAGUUCACAUACUCAGGGGCACUGGUCGACGCAGUUCUCGAUGCGUUGAUCUACGCCCUCCCCAUCCCUUAUAUCUGGGGGUUACGACAAAUCCGUCUCGGGCAACGCGUUGGUUUGGCCAUUAUUUUUGGGAUUGGUCUGAUUGCAUGCGUUUUCGCGUUGCUGCAGAUCCCAUUCAUCAUCGCGAACUAUAGGACCGAUGCGGAAGGACAGCAGUGGUUCGGUUCGGAAGUGAGUUUGUUCAUCGCCAUCGAGCUCGCCUUGGGGUUAGUCGCAAGUAGUCUCCCUGAUCUACGGGGAUUGAUUGCCAGAAGUUGGCCGAACAUGAUGGGACCCUUCAGACACGCCGUGGAAUCCUCUGAACCGUCCGUCGAGUCGAAUCGGCGCUCGGCUGGGCAGAACGCUCCACCGACCAUUGGAGGACACGUUCAGGCGAACGUUGAAGAAAGACGACGUGGAAUCCCAGGAGCUGCUGCAAUGGCGUCAAGGAGGAAGGUUCCGGAUUGGCUUCGGAGCACUUUGGCAAGUUCCGUAAUGCGAGAUACGGUGGGACGGAGCCCCCAGACGACCGCCGAGGUUGCUUCUCAAGUUCGUAUCGAUGUUGAAGGUGCGGGGGACCACAUCGAUCUCGAAGAAGGACGGCAGAAACGUUCAAAAGAGCGCGUCACCGCGAUAUCGGAGGCUGCUGUCAACAGGAUCAGUCUGUCAAGUAGCUCUAGCUCUAGUCAAAAACCAAAAUGAAUUCUUAUGCGAUAUCCC
Messenger RNA from Eremomyces bilateralis CBS 781.70, 1554 nucleotides. RefSeq lists its product as uncharacterized. Bases 256 to 1536 code for a protein of 426 amino acids. Lineage: Eukaryota; Fungi; Ascomycota; Dothideomycetes; Eremomycetales; Eremomycetaceae. The record is from RefSeq and is a predicted model, not a curated record. The transcript is spliced from 4 exons.